Messenger RNA from Leishmania mexicana MHOM/GT/2001/U1103, 3798 nucleotides. RefSeq names its product putative kinesin. Gene Ontology annotation, cellular component: kinesin complex; microtubule. The record is from RefSeq and is a predicted model, not a curated record. NCBI's taxonomy places the organism in Eukaryota, Euglenozoa, Kinetoplastea, Trypanosomatida, Trypanosomatidae. Gene Ontology annotation, molecular function: microtubule motor activity; ATP binding; microtubule binding. The transcript has a single exon. Gene Ontology annotation, biological process: microtubule-based movement. Bases 1 to 3798 code for a protein of 1265 amino acids.
AUGCGAGCUGAAGGACCCUCCUUAGGUGCGACAACGACAACAGCCGCGCCUGCCAUGGCCACCGGUGAACGUGUCUACCUCGCUGACCCCGCCACUCUCAGCAAGGUGACGUUCUCCUGCGACGGCGUGUUUCUUCCGUCAACACCCACGGCAGCAACACCGGCGGCUAUGGCUGCGCAGCAGCAACACCUGUACGACGUCACGUGCAAGAGUCUGCUGAUGCCGGCUCCGCGCUCACCCGAGCGGCAACGGCGAUGGUGCAGCAGCUCUCCCGUACCGACGGCGGUGCGUCGGAUUUACCUCGCCUACGGACAGACAGCGAGCGGCAAGACCUACAGCCUGUUCGGCGAGACCUCGGCGAGCUCUGGCGUCGAGGGGCUGUCCCCUUCGGCGGGUGUGGUGCCCCGCUACCUGCACGACGUCUUCAGCGCACGGAACGGCGCAGAGAAGCGGCGGCAUCUAUGCGACACCGACCGCGGCAGCGGCGACGGCGCCGUCGAUGACGUCUUUGUCGACCUUUCGUGCUUUGAGGUGUACAACGAGGCCGCGACGGAUCUGGUGGCGCUCUCCGUCGCGCUGUCGACGCUCGACUUUCCGUACCCCACCGGCGCGGCUGGUGUGGCACGAGGCAGCGCGGACCGCCGCCUGAGCUCCAAGACUCCAACUGACGCUGCAGCCGGACUUGCCCACUCCUUGCGGUCUUCCGACCUACGGCAGCAGCUGCCGGUGUGGAUGGCGCACGAACUGCACCGCAGUGAGCAGCAGCCGGACGGCGCAGACGCGUACGCGCAAGAGGACUUGUGGGGCACGCGCAGCGAGAGCUCCGCGUCGGUGGGGGCAGGCUGCACCGCCACCGCUGGAGCAGCAGCGACACCGUUCGCAUCGUCACCGACCCUGUCGCGGUUUCUCAAGACCGAGUACAAGGCUACUGAAAAGCAGCAGGUGCUGCGGUCACUAGAGCAGGCACGAUGCACGACUUUCGCCGAAGCGCGAGCGGUCCUGCAAGCCCUGCUCGCUCUGCGGCAGGAGUGCGCCACCAGUCGCAACCAGAGCUCCUCCCGUGGCCAUUUGGUCCUCUGCGUCCGGGUCUACGCGCCUGCUGCGCGUGACAGUCCGGCAGGCGAGUGGGUCAUGCAGCAUGAGACGGCGUUUGUGGAUCUGGCCGGCUCAGAGAGCGGUAAGCUCGCCGAUGCCGACGUAGCGCAUGUGCGCACCUCUAAGGUGGCGUGCCGUCAGCCGAGGCGGCGAGGCCAAGCAGCCACCAGCGCCGCGUUCUCGUCGCGCGCGAGCAGUCUGCACAGCCGUGUCUCACUGGAUACCUCCAUGCUAUCUGGCGUCUCCUCGCAGCACAGCGGCAUCAGCAGCGGCACCACCACUACUGUCGGCUCGGCAUACCAUCGCUCUCUCCUCCGCCCAUCUCCCGAGGAGGACAAGAAGGCGGCACAGGUGCGGCGGCGGCGCGAGACGAGGUCUAUCAACGCGAGUCUCCUGGCGCUCCGCAAGGUCUUCCGUGCCCUCAGUGAAGCAACACGGUUGAGCCACACCGCCGUCGCUCAGGAGUCAACAGCGGCGGCAGCGGCGACUAAGCUUCCGCGCCGGCCUCCGCUGCACCACGCCCCUUUCAAGGACAGUGCGUUAACGGCAAUUCUCGAGCCUUUUCUGGUGCCGCAGCCAUCUGCAGCGACCCUAUCAUCAUCAUCCACCUCCCCGGCUGCACUAGAGGGUGCCGCCGCAGUGCACGUUGUGCUGCUCGUGUGCUGCUCGAGUAGAUCCAUCGACUUCUUCGAGACGGUCGCCUCCCUGCGGCUGGGGGCAGAGGCCGCCGCAGUGAACCCGGAGGUCGUCCUGCACGCGCUGCCGGUGCAACAGCGCGCCCAACAACAUCAGCUGCACCUCUCCGCAUGUGCCACUCACCUCAAGCCCCACCACAGCAGCGCUGACCGCCGCCACCGCGAAGGCAGCGGGUGCGCGGCCUGUUUUCCUCCGCGGCUCUUCCGCAGCGUGUCGGCCCCGAGUCGGCGGCUGGCGCCUUCAGGCGAUGAGGAUGAGCAGGGGGAGGUGGACAACCUCAGCGAGCGCACCAGCGCGCCCGGCAUCAGGGCUGCGUCAAGUGAGCGUCACGACCGGCGCAGACCUGGUGAGGUCGUCAUAAAUGCCGCCGACGCAGCCCGCCUCCGCGAUGAAGCUCGCCAAUACAAGAAAACGGCCCAGCAGCUUUAUAAGCAGUGCAAGUCGCUCUGCGAGAGCUAUGACGAGUGUGUUGAUGAGCUGCAGUGGUGCCGCGCCGCGCUGUCGGAGCGGGACGCUCGCGUCGCCGAGCUGGAGGCAGCACUCGAGAAGGCUACUCGUGCAUGCGCAGCAGGCUCGUCGAGAGAGCUGCAGCAGCCUCUACCGGAGCCGCUGCAGCCGCGCACCCAAAAAACAAUCCGCAACAGCACCCCCGACUACGGAUCACCCGCUGCACGCACGCCUCACCCGUUGCGCAUUCAGCGCAGCAGCCGAGAAGCGGCUGCGGAUGAGUCCCGUGAGGUCAUUCCAGCUGUUAACAACGGCGGUAAGCGGGAGGUGAACACUGACCCUGUGCCGUCCGCCACGACGUCGGUCGCUGCAGGGAGUAUGCGAGCCACUUCCACCAGCUCCACGGCACGAGAAGGCAGUGGGCGGUGGAUGGUGAGCGUGUCGCCCUUCUCCACCGCGUCGCUCGCAGAAGGGACGGCAGCCCGCAUGGCGACGGUGCGCGAAGACGUGGAGGGCGUGAAGGACGUUGUCGAUGACGCCGGCAGCAGCGGCAGCAGCAGCAGCCCUCGAUCCGGCGGGUCGACCAUUGAGCAGCAGCAACAGCACGCUAGAUGCAUCAUGGACACGCUCCUGGCGCGGCAGAUAUUCCCUUCAGUCGAGCCAGCGGAGCCGACUCAGUCCCUAUCACCACCCUGUGCGAGCUCUCCCUAUCCGGUCUUGCCCACGCUCUCAGCGCGCGGCACAGCAGCGCCUGCAUCGUCACCAGCGCAGGAGCAGCAGCACGCACCAAGUCACAGCAGCUGCCAAGACAGCGAGAGCGACGCACACAUUGCGCAAGGACGCGAGUCCGACAGCGAUGGGAACCCGCUCACAACGGAGGCGGUCGGGGCAGCCGGUGAGCCGGCACGUGCGAAAGAGGUGGCCAAGGCCAGUGCUGCUGUUGCGGCAACCUCUGCUUCCAUGUCGGCGCCGCGUCAGUCGUACAACACCGCCCGCUCCUCCUCCGCCGGUGCAACGGCGUCGUCCUUGCUAGAAGGGAGGGGCAGCGCCAGCGUCGAGCGGUCUUCCUGCGACAGUGUCGUGGAGGGGCCGGAGGCCGAGUUGAUGGCCUUCUUGCCCUCUGCAGCUACUGCCAUGCACGGGGUUAUUGCACCAGUUACAUCAGGCUCAGCAGUGUUAGCCACUUCGACAUGGUCGAAGGACUUGAGUCUCAGUGUGUCACACACCGUCCCGCACGACUCUCCGCUUCGUGCAACGACGAGGCGGAUGAUUGCCAUGUCGAUGGAUCGCGACCGCGAGGUGCCUCACGCGGAGGCGGCGGUCGGCGCUGAUGAGGAGGACGCCGUCGAGGAAGUGGUGAUUCGGCUGAAGAAACAAGGCCACAGUAGCACUCUUCGCAUCCCUUCUGCGACGUGUCAGCCGACAGAAACCGUCGGGCGUGUCGAGGUGAUGGGCAGGGUGGCAUCAAAGUCACCCUGCCGCAGCCCCUCUCUCAGCGCAGUUGCCUCGGUGCCUAUGACGCCGUCGUCAUCGACCCUGAGGCAAGUGUACCAACUGUGA